CAGCACCGGAUUAUGCGGGCUUGAUCACAGACGAGACGUAUUAAUGUAUUUCAGCGUGGUUCCAGUGGCCGUCCUGGCAACCUGAAGUGUCUGACCAAGAUGCCACGGCCAUGCGAAGAACACUUGUACGGUUUGCCCAGAGCCUGCAUGGCGGCCAGGCAAAGCAGUCGAACACCAACUCCAACAUCAACCUGAUUCAAAUCCGCAAUGGCACAUUCUACAAAGACCACCCUUUGUCUCACCACGGCGACUCAUCCACGUCCAACCCACCGCUGUUCCCGAAUCUGACCUACGAACUACCGGCCACCACCGUGCAACGGCAAGAAAAGAACCAGCCACGAAAAGACCAGCACUGGGCGGUGAUCGCGGCCAACGAUGGAACGACGUUUCUCGAGAUCCUGCGCGGGUCGUACGUCUGCAUCCCACCGAACGCGCGAUCAUAUCCAUACUUGUCGUCGGAAGAGAUCGAGCGCAAGGACCAUCGGCUGCGUGUGCCGUCACGAGCGAUCCAAUACGUCGGGUUCAACACGAAUGGAAAAGGGCAGACAUCCUCGGGCGGGAUAAGAGGCGCAUAUCUCAGUGCCCGAUACGAAAGCCGCCGCGAAGAGACAGAUUGGACGGUCCUGCAGUAUUUGAGAGGAGAGACCGAGUUGAAUCCCGCCAAACAAGACGGUUCACAUGUGGACGAGCAGCUGCUACACAAGGUCAUGUCGGAUCUACGGCUGCACAAGCUGGCCGACAUGCCCGUCAGCAAUCUCAGCAACGGGCAGACGAGAAGAGCGAGGAUCGCAAAAGCACUCCUGGGUAAGCCGGAGCUUCUGUUGCUCGACGAGCCGUUCAUGGGGCUCGACCCCCCGACGCUGGUCACGCUGUCGCCUAUGCUGCGUGAGCUGGCGUAUCGGUCGUCGCCGUUGUUGUUGCUUGCGUUGCGGCCUCAGGAUCCUAUUCCGGAUUGGAUCACUCAUCUUGUUGUGCUGGGUCAUAAUCAUACAGUUGCUUUGAUGGGUGACAAGGAUAGGGUCUUGUUUGGUCUGUGUCGGUGGAUGAAAUUGGCGGCGCCGGCAUCGACAACGACAACAAAGAAUGGUUCGGUGUCCCUGUCGGGACGGUUGGACCUCGAGAUGGCAACACGCAUGCUUACGGCCUACGGACACCCUCCGGCGGGCGUGGGUGAUGUCUUGAGCAAGAGGGGGAUCGCAAAGCAUCCCAUUUUUCAAUAUUCCCAAGAUCCAGGUUUUGAAAAGCAGUACCUUCUUCAUGACGGCUCCAUCGAUCCUACGAAGCUCUCCGCCGAAGAUGCAGAGCGGGUUGGAUUAGCACGAAAACGACUCCAAGAAACAACCGCAGAUUCAGAUGCUCGUUUAGAAGACCUUUUAACCCUCACUGCCACGAUCCCCGCCGAUCUCGCAGGCAGAGGAGUUGCUGACCAACCAUCAUCAUCAUCUACCUCAUCGGAGAUAUCAACACAGCAUUCUUCUCAGAGACAGGCUCCAUCAUCGUCGACUGGGUCCGACAGCGACAAACCACAACAUUCCCAUUCCCGUGCCCUAGGUAAACCUCUAAUCGAACUACAAUCAGUAAUAGUCAAGUACGGCGACAAAGUAGUGCUAGGUCACGGCGCCGCCCAAUCCGGCUUUUCCGACCCGGGACUCAACCUCACAAUCCGACAAGGCACACGCCUAGCACUCCUGGGUCCCAACGGAUCUGGCAAAACCACCCUUCUGUCUCUCCUGACAUCCGACCAUCCUCAAUCGUACAGCUUGCCGAUCAAAAUCUUCGGUCGGUCUCGACUGCCUGAAAGGGGCCAACCGGGCCUAUCGCUGUGGGAGAUCCAGUCGCGCAUCGGCCACUCGUCGCCGGAAAUCCAUGCGUUUUUCCCCCGCCAUCUAACUGUCCGCCGUGUUCUCGAGAGUGCUUGGGCAGAGACGUAUGCGGGAAAACCGCAGUUGACGGUUGAGAGAAGUGCUUUGGUCGAUAGUGUUUUGAAGUGGUGGGAGCCCGAGUUGAGACAGGACGGGAGCAGUUCUGACUUGUCAUGGGCCACCGACAAACAAACUCACGCCUUCGGUACUCUCCCGUUCGGCACGCAGCGGCUACUGCUUUUGUUGCGCGCCCUCAUCAAGCAGCCGGACAUUGUGAUUUUGGAUGAAGCGUUUUCCGGCUUGUCGGCCGAGACAAGAGACAAGGCUAUGAUGUGGCUUGAGCAUGGCGAACGCGAGAGCGAGAGCUCGAGCGUGAGCGGAGGUGGAAACGAUGGUGACAGCAGCAUCAGGCGGACAAAAGAUGAUGACGGUCAAUCCUUCCCCGGCCUUCUUCCCACCCAAGCCCUCGUCGUCGUGUCCCACGUCAAAGAGGAAAUCCCACCCAUGGUGGACGAAUGGGUUCGACUGCCCGGCGAGGACGAGGUCAGCGAACACGGGCGAGGUGUUGAGGUCGGUCGGUCCGAGACCAGAGGGGAUAUUAGGACGAAUGAGGGUUGGAUGAGGGUUUGGGGAUUGUAGUGGUACCUACGAAGCGGAGUAGGUAGGUAUUAUACAGGUACUCCUUCCUACCUUUGCCCUAGUUGCAGUAUUAUGUCCAAGUCAGCUAUACCCGAGUAUAUUGAAGGCCAAGUAGGUACUGUCGGUACACUGCAAUUAAAGUCAUGACACUCACUACGCUGCACAUCAACACAAUGCUUGACUACAUAGCUUGCUUGCUACCUAAUUCUCACUCAUCUAUCCAUGAUCGCCUCGAAACAGUCAAUCGAAUCGUACCAUUCGUUCCU
Exophiala dermatitidis NIH/UT8656 is the source of this 2767-nucleotide messenger RNA. Its product is annotated as molybdate transport system ATP-binding protein. Gene Ontology annotation, cellular component: mitochondrion. Bases 111 to 2501 code for a protein of 796 amino acids. Gene Ontology annotation, molecular function: ATP hydrolysis activity; ATP binding. Lineage: Eukaryota; Fungi; Ascomycota; Eurotiomycetes; Chaetothyriales; Herpotrichiellaceae. The transcript has a single exon. The record is from RefSeq and is a predicted model, not a curated record.